Molecule: messenger RNA, 2660 nt
Organism: Corticium candelabrum
Lineage: Eukaryota; Metazoa; Porifera; Homoscleromorpha; Homosclerophorida; Plakinidae
Exons: 2
Coding region: 396-2390 (664 amino acids)
Source: RefSeq, a predicted model, not a curated record
UCGAUCUGUACCCGACACUUGUCAAGCCGGUAUCUACCGUAUCUGUAUCAGCCUCUAGCAGAGAAUACAGGCAGUUCUAGAAUCCAACAGCACGUGUACAGCUGUCACAUUUCAGAAGAGCUAAUUCAAAAUAGUUCCGAAACCGUAGUUCAAAUGUAAGACCUACGGUGUGCUUAGUAAUUGGAUUUGUUGUACAAUUCAAGGUAUGUUUUUGAAGCCAACCUGUAUAUUACAGUAACCAUAUGCUUUGAGGUUGUUCCCUGAAGCAACUAGGAACCUUAUCUUGAGUUCUAAUUUGCUCAAUAUGCAUGUGUACAUGUAAAUGGUAGUACAGCCAAUUAUCUAGACAACAUACUGCUACUUAUAUUCAGUCUUCUUCUAACGUUUGAUGAAGAAUGUCUGUCUUUUCUUUGCCUACAAUUCCAGUUUUAGUUGUCGUCGUGGUAGUUUACAGAAGCAGUCUUGUCGACUGUGGUCAUAUGCAGUUACCAAAUGACAGCUCAGAUAGACCUUUAACGAUCCAAAAGUCAGCAGAUACGAGAGAUCAAAGAAAGAGUGCUGGAGUGAAGGGCCAUCCAAACACAAAAGCAUCAGAUAAGCAAUCAUCAUAUUCGUUUCAGCAACAAGUGAUCAAUUUGAAUGAUUGUAACAAUGAAAGUUAUUACGGCCAUCAUGUUUGUGACAUAAGGAAAUGCGGUAGAAAGUGCUUUCAUGGCUGCUCUCUGUGGUGUCUGGAAAAAAUACAUAGUAACCCAGUUGACAUUCCUUUAGUUUGCUUCACGAGCAGAUGCAACAUUGUGGGAAAAGAAGUCAUCACCGCAUUUUCUAGCCGCAUUGUCUCUGUGGUCGAGACACGGAAUCAUAUUUCUGUUGACGGUUCUAGCUCGUUGUCAUUUAACCUCAGUCUGUUGCGUCAAGCAGGAUUUCAAUUCAAUCGCUUCUCUACUAGAGCCUCUGUAGAAGCAAGCGCUCACACCAAUUGUUUUACGAAAUCGUUACUACACGACGUGGAAUUCAAGGUCAGGUUUGACAAUGUUACCGCUUGGACGCAAUCGUUCAAAGCGGCGAAAAAGCGUCGUCUUAUGUUGGAAGUUCCGUCUACGGUCGGUUAUUUGUCACUCGAAAUCGAGCGGUCAUGUCCGGGAGCUACAUGUUCAAGCUAUGCCUACCAGUGCUUUGUUGUUAAGUGGUUACAACCGAGUCUAAAGAAAAGAUCGUCUCUCGUGUCAUCUUGUUACAAGACAUGCCUUUCUGUGGCGCCACGUGAGCUUUAUCUGCAGUGUUUGUUUCCAGUCUGUCCCGGUCAUUGUACUGAUAGUAACACCGAAAGUUCGUUUGUACUUACACAGAAAUCUAACGUUUGCCCACUCUCUGAUACAAUCGAUGUCUCGCUACAUCGACCCGCAUCGAGAUUGAUUUACUCAGAUACGGACAACGCUGUCACAUUUCGUUUGGAUCCUCUGAGGCGUCGCGGAUAUAGUUUCGACGUUUUUCGCACCGCCGUAGCGGUCGUUUCGAGCACCGACGUCUGCUCAUCGUCGGUAGCUUUCAGUGUGUUGCUGGAUGGUAAAGAAUUCCUCAAGCGGUUUGUCCGAUCAUGUGGUCGAAAUCAGUCAAGCUUCGAAACGGGAACAAAAACAAAAAUUUCAAUAGACGGAGACAUGCUAGUCGUAAUGACCGGAGCGAGCAAACUAACGCUCGUUGCCGAGUCGGCGGGCAGUGCAAGUGUAGUUUGGAUCAAUCCCAAACUGUCGAAGUCUUUACCGCCUCCCGUUUUUACGCCGUGCAAUAGCACGUGUGUUGACAGUCUAGACGAUGCUCGAAUCUAUCUGAGCUGUUUCAUGGGAGCGUGCGACGGGAGCGUGAUUCGUAUCAGUUACGCUCCCUUCUUCACGUUAAAUUAUCAUUAUCACAAGCGAUUUGGAAGUCGUUCCGGUAUCGGAGUCAACAGAGCAGGAGACUGGACAAAAGGACAUCGUCUCAUACAACUGAAAGACCGCCACGGUCACGUGACCACAUUCUCGUUCGGUAUCGGAGCGCAUCCCGACUCGUCUAUCACCUUCGAUAUGGAUGCGCUUCGUAGUCGCGGUUACAGAUUUCAUUUCUUCUACGCAACGUUGGGCAUAAAUUAUGGUUCCGGUUGUAGCCGCAGGCAAACAGCUAGCGUUCUAUUUCGAGUUUACUCAGAUAACGUAGUUGUUUUUGACCGGCUAAUAGACGACUUGACAACAUCUGAGACCAUUUUGUGUGAUGUGCGCAAUACGCGGUAUUUAACACUGAUAACGAGAGUCGGGUUUGCUGGUAGCUGUCAGCAUGCAGUGUGGGCCGGAGCCGAACUAAUAAUGGGAAGAUUUGCAAGUGCGACAGCCAAAGCGGAACAAAGUAAUUGACGACUAUGUAAUCCAGCUAAGUCAACGAUAUGCUGAUAGAGAUGCAUAAGGACGGCGUGAACAAAUGUUUGUAAUCUUUUAAUUAAGUUUCUGACUUCUGUAUGUUUAGUCAAUUUGUGUUUUGCUGCUUUUGAUAAAGUGCAGUUUUGUUUGGUUCUAAGUAAAGUCUGAUGAGCACAAUAAUGUGUAAGUCAGACUCAACUAUUCAUAGAAUUAAAUUAACAAAAAUCAGCAUAAAAACUUGCGUUGAGGAAUCACUCAUCUAUUUAC